This is a messenger RNA of Lynx canadensis (Canada lynx), 1807 nucleotides long. It is a transcript of the gene SPP2, whose product is annotated as secreted phosphoprotein 2. The coding region runs from base 118 to 720 and encodes 200 amino acids. Gene Ontology annotation, cellular component: extracellular region. The transcript is spliced from 8 exons. Gene Ontology annotation, biological process: bone remodeling. The record is from RefSeq and is a predicted model, not a curated record. NCBI's taxonomy places the organism in Eukaryota, Metazoa, Chordata, Mammalia, Carnivora, Felidae.
AGAGAGGCAGGCGGAGAGAGCAGGCCAGGUCACACGUGAUCAGCGGCCGCUUCGUCCAACGCCGAGAAACCAUCUCGCUGCCUCUGAAUUAAAACUACUCUCCCCCGAACGGAGAAGAUGGUGACGAAGAUGCCGAUUCUUCUGGUUCUUGGAGUGAACUUCCUGUCUUGUGCAGGUUUCCCGGUGUAUGACUACGACCCGUCCUCCUUGCGGGAAGCCCUCGGCGCGUCCGUGGCCAAAGUCAACGCCCAGUCCUUGAGUCCGUACCUGUUUCGAGCCUUCAGGGGCUCAAUUAAAAGGGUCUAUGUCCUGGACCAGGAUAGCUUGAGCAUGGACCUAGAGUUUGGCAUUCGGGAGACAACAUGCAGGAGAGAAUCUGGAGAAGACCCUUCUACCUGUGACUUCCAAAGGGGCUACUACAUGCCGGCAGUUGUUUGCAGAAGCACGGUGCGGAUGUCUGCCGAGCAGGUGCGGGACGUGUGGGUUCGCUGCCACUGGUCGUCCAGUUCUGAGUCUAACAGCAGCGAAGAGAUGGGUUUUGGGGACAUAUUGGGAUCCUCUACAUGGAGAAAUAUGUACCUACCUGGUCUCAGUCCUGACAAGUCCAGAAGCGAACGCAGUGAACGGUCGCUCGAGAGCCUGAGAAGGAUCUUUCCUCCCGGGAAUCGAGGGUACCCGUACAAGGGGCACAGAACAAGGACAAACGCUGGCUUUGAGUAACAGCCUCGAGAUUGCUCCGCGGUCUCUUCCACUUGCCCGCCCUCAUCAAUGAUCUGCAGUUACUUCCAAGCACACGUCUCUUACCACGCUCUAUCCCGAGAUGCAGGCCCAGUGGAUGCAGUUGCUAUGGUUACCUGUGACCUCUCGGGUCCCACCCAGCCUCCUCGUCAGCUCCCUGCCUUAAUUGAGGGCAUCGCCAUCCCCCUAAUUUUCUCAAGCUCAAAAUUUUAGAGCACCAUUGACUCUUUACCCUUUCUCUUCUCCCAACAUCCACAGGGGUCCAGUCUUACCGAGUUGGGCCGCACGUUUUCUCUGGUAUGGGCCGAUCACUUGCUCGCCAUCACCACCGACCGGGGCAUGCUUUCCUGCCUCCGGUCCUGAUCUUACGCUGUCCACCUUGCACGCCGUCCUCAGGCUUCUCUUGAAACACAGAGGGGUCUCUGAUCCUUUCCACGUAACCCCCCUAAUGCUCGCUUCACUUACGGGAUAAAGCAGAGGUGUGCAAAAGACAGGCACUAAGCCAAAAGGAAGAAAAGCCUAUUGGCCCCCAGCGCUGUGGGGAGCUGGACCCCGAGCCCUGCUUCACCAAAGCAGCCCUGAGUGUCACCGACUCUCACGAGUAUAUAGAUUCCCAGUUGCUAGGGCAUUUGUAGCUAAGUCUUGUUAAAGGCUCCCAAGUAGUAAGGGGAUAUCAGGAAGUGGACACCUAGAAGGAAUCCUCAGAUGCGAUUACAGACAUCGAUUCCCUGCACAUCCAGUUUUGCACAGAAACACAAGUUAAUAACGAAGCUUGAGCUCUCACAGGCUUCAGUUUACACAGCACUGUAACCCUUCAGGAUAAAGUCCAAACUCCUCAGCGUGGCCCACAAAGGCCUUGGUGACCUGGCCCCUGCCCACUUCUCCAAGUCGGCCUCACCCCGAAGCUCCAGCAGUACUGACAUCCGCCCGGCUCGCCCUGCCGUGACCUCUGCAGGGAACAGCCCCCUCGCUGCUCUCCCCUCACUGGUCAGGCCUCAGCUGGGCGUCCAGUCUUCCCAUGGGCGGUCUCCUCUGAUCCCUUUAGGACGGUCCUCAUCACGGGGCCUCU